This is a messenger RNA of Eleginops maclovinus (Patagonian blennie), 1624 nucleotides long. RefSeq names its product OTU deubiquitinase 6B (gene otud6b). Lineage: Eukaryota; Metazoa; Chordata; Actinopteri; Perciformes; Eleginopidae. The coding region runs from base 193 to 1107 and encodes 304 amino acids. The transcript has 8 exons. Gene Ontology annotation, molecular function: cysteine-type deubiquitinase activity. Gene Ontology annotation, biological process: protein deubiquitination. The record is from RefSeq and is a predicted model, not a curated record.
AUCCGCCCUGAAUCCUCUUCUCUUCCGGAUAAGGCCAUAUCAGCACAUUGUAUUUAUUGUGGAACAUAUAUUGAUAUCUCUCGUUAGUAAUGGGGCCUAUUUUAUGACAGAAACAUCAUACUACUUUAUAACAGUCGUCAUUUCCAUAUAUCUUGCAAAGACUACCCCUGAACAGUCUGAGCAUAAUCAGUCAUGGAGGAGAUAGAGGAGACACCAGAGGAGCAGCUGGCCAAGCAGCACCGCAAGGAGAAGAAAGAUAUGCAAGCCAAAAUCCAGAGCAUGAAAAAUGCAAUCCCCAAAAAUGACAAGAAAAGGAGGAAACAGAUGACAGAAGAGAUUGCAAAAAUAGAGGCUGACCUCAACAAGAAACACGAGGAGGACUUAAGUCAACUCAAAUCUACACCUGACACAAAGGUGGAAGAAGUGGUAAAUGGAGUGGAGACCAUGAAGAUGGAGGCCGGAGGAGAAGAAGAAGAAGAAGAAGAAGAAGAGGGCACACAGCCACGUCUAACAAAGGCCCAGAAGAGAAGGGACAAGAAAGCUGCGCAGGAGAAGGAGAGGGAGAGCAGGAUAGCAGAGGCUGAGGUGCUGAACCUGCAGGGUGUGAGGCACCAGGAGGGGCUGAAGCUGGCUCAGAAACUCGCCACCAAAAAGCUUCAGAUCAAGGAGAUCUCCUCUGAUGGCCACUGCAUGUACCGUGCCAUUGAAGAUCAGCUGGCACAGCGAUCAAAGCCUGGUUUAAUCAUGGGUAUGAAAGAACUGCGGUCUCGCACUGCUGAGUACAUAAGAAGCCAUGCUGAUGACUUCCUGCCUUUCCUCACCAACUCCAACACUGGUGAAAUGUACACAACAGAUGAGUUUGAAAAGUACUGCAGUGACGUGGAGCACACAGCAGCUUGGGGUGGACAACUGGAAUUGCGAGCUUUGACCCAAGUUCUUCACUUGCCAAUGGAAGUGAUCCAGGCUGACUCCCCACCUAUAAAAAUUGGGGAGGAAUUUGAUAGUGAACCCAUCACCCUAAUCUAUAUGCGUCACGCCUAUGGACUAGGAGAGCACUACAACUCUGUGGAGCAGCUAAAGGAUCCCGCUAACGCAGAAGACAGCUGAGAGAAAACCCAGUCUUGGUGUGACUUAAACCAAUGUGUGUGAUUCAGAGUUUGUUCAAACCACUCACACCAAGGGCCCCUAAAUACAAAUGUAUUUGGGAGGAGACACCCCCCCCCCCCCAUUUAAAGACAUUGUUGAGCUGAGGUUAACUGAGAAGCUGGUUGUUUCUAACACACAGUGGUAGGUCCUAGAAGUGAGAAGAUAUCAGCGGGGAGAGUGAUAUGUAGCUCUGAAGGCAGUAUCACUGUGCGUAAUUAAAAAAGCAUCGAAGGGAAAUUAAUGUGAGUUAACAAUGAUCUCCAUUCACACUAUUUUGGGAAGCAAAGAUGUACCACAUACAUUUUGUCCAAAAUAUGCAGGAGAGGAUGUAAGAGCUGUUGAUCAUUCAUUUUACUUCAAAUGUUAACAGUCAGUGAGGGGUUGAGGAAAACAUUUGCAGCAGCCUUUGGAGGAACUGAAUUGUGGAACUUGUGAAUCAUAUCGAUGUUACAUAAACUCAUAGAAUACUAAUAAUGUA